AUUCCAGUGGAGUAGUCGCUGCCAGCCAGCCAGGGACCUGGCACCUUGGUGGAAACUGAGCCUGGAGGGAAGCCAAAGGUUUGGCAUGGAGAGACAGACACCUAGGGGACCACCCGGCCAUCCUCACCAGAAGGCUGGGCAUCCUUCUCUUCCCACCCUCUUUCUGCUCUGGGCCCAGCCUAGGGACAAAACUGAAGCCCAAGAUUCAGUGGCCCUGGGAGCCUGAUUUUGCCCACACAUCUGCAAAGCACCUUGCCUGACAGUUCCAGGCCUGGCCGAGUCCCUGAGGACUUCAAGUCAGCUCCGGGGGCAGGAGGAGGCCUCUGCCUGCUGGCGGCUCACCGUGAAGGUCCUGGAGGCGCGGGGCCUGGGCUGGGCUGACCUGUUAAGCGAGGCAGAUCCCUAUGUGAUCCUGCAGCUGCCAACCGCAUCUGGAAUGAAGUUUAAGACCAAAACACUCACCAACUCCAAUCAUCCUAUAUGGAACGAGACCUUCACUUUUCUGAUCCAAAAUCAGGUCAAGAAUGUUCUAGAGCUAAGCAUCUACGAUGAGGACCCAGUCAAGCAGGACGACGCCUGCUUCAAGAUUCUCUUCGAUGUCUCUGAAGUCGUCCCUGGCAGGCUGCUCCGGAAGACUUUCUCCCUGCGUCCCCAGGGACCAGAGGAGCUGGACGUGGAGUUCCUGAUGGAGAAAACGUCAGACUGCCCAGAAAACCUGAUCACCAACAACGUGCUUGUGGCCCGAGAGCUGUCACGCCUGGAUGUCCAACUAGACAGCACGGGGAGCACAGCUGUGGCUGCAGAUCAGGAUGAGCUGGAGCUGGAGCUGGUGCUGAAGGGCUCAUAUGAGGACACACAGACACGUGCCCUGGGCACAGCCUCUGCCUUCCGCUUCCACUAUGUGGCGGCCCAAGAGGCAGAGCUGAGUGGGUGCCUGAGGAGCUCUAAUAGCAGUGGCUGGAACUCGGGCAACUUAGCUGAGCCCCUCACUGUGCCCCUGAGGUCCUUGGCCAUGGGGAAGGAGGUGACCGUUGACAUUCCUGCUGCAAAUGCCCCAGGAGUGAAGCUGCAGCUCAAGGCUGAGAGCUGUCCUAAGGAGCUGGCUGUGCAUCUGGGCUUCGAUUUGUGUGAAGAGGAGAAAGCCUUCCUGAGCAGGAGGAAGCAGGUGGUGGCCAAGGCCCUGAAGCAGGCCCUGCAGCUGGACAGAGACCUACAGGAAGAUGAGGUCCCCGUCGUGGGCAUCAUGGCCACAGGAGGAGGUGCCCGGGCCAUGACCUCUCUCUAUGGCCACCUAUUGGCCCUGCAGAAGCUGGGCCUUCUGGACUGUGUGACUUACUUCAGUGGCAUCUCGGGCUCUACGUGGACAAUGGCCCAUCUGUAUGGGGACCCUGAGUGGUCGCAGAGGGACCUCAAGGGAGCCAUCAGACACGCCCGGGAGCACAUGGUCAAGAGCAAGCUGGAGGCCUUCUCUCCUGAGCGCCUGGCAAGCUACCAUCAGGAGCUGGAGCAGCGGGCUGAGCAAGGACACCCCACGACUUUUGUGGACCUGUGGGGUCUGGUGCUGGAGUUCAUGCUGCACGGUCAGGUGAUGGAUCAGAAGCUAUCAGGACAGAGAGCUGCGCUGGAGCGGGGCCAGAACCCUCUGCCCCUCUACUUGAGCCUCAAUGUCAAAGAGAACAGUCUGCAGACCCUGGACUUCAAGGAGUGGGUCGAGUUCUCCCCCUAUGAGACCGGGUUCCUGAAGUAUGGAGCCUUUGUGCCUUCUGAGCUCUUCGGCUCUGAGUUCUUCAUGGGGCAGCUGAUGAAGAGGGUCCCUGAGUCCCGGAUCUGCUUUCUAGAAGGUAUCUGGAGCAACAUUUUCUCCCUGAACUUACUGGACGCCUGGUAUGACCUCACCAGCUCCAGUGAUGCCUGGAAGCAGCACAUCAAGGACAAGAUCAGGAACCUGGAGGAGCCUCCUGCCUCCUCGGGGACUUCCUCAUGGCCCGAGGCCUUGUGGCUGCAGCCUGGAACAGCUCUGGCCCAGACAUUUAAGGGUUUCCUAACAAGCAGACCACUCUACCAGCGCAGCUCCAACUUCCUCCGGGGUCUCCAGCUGCACCAGGACUACUGUGCCCAGAAAGACUUCUCCACCUGGGCAGACUGCCAGGUAGACUCCUCCCCCGGCCAGCUGACCCCACAGGAGCCCCAGCUCUGCCUGGUAGAUGCCGGCUACUUCCUCAACACCAGCUGUCCCUCCAUGUUCCGGCCAGGCCGCAGGCUGGACCUCAUACUCUCCUUCGACUACUCUCUGUCCUCGCCCUUUGAGGUGCUGCAGCAGACAGAGCUGGACUGCCGGGCCCGGGGGCUGCCGUUUCCCUGCCUGGAGCCCGUCCCUCAGGACCAACACCAGCCCCGGGAGUGCCAUCUCUUCUCGGACCCCACCCGCCCUGACGCCCCUGUCCUGCUGCACUUCCCUCUGGUCAACGCCUCCUUCAAGGACCACUCAGCCCCUGGUGUCCAGCGCAGCCCCGAAGAGCUCCCAGCCGGCCAGGUGGAUCUCAGCAGGGUCACCUCCCCCUAUUCCAUGUUCAACAUGACCUAUAAGGAGGAAGACUUCGACCGCCUGCUACAGCUCAGUGACUACAACAUCCGGAACAGCCGGGGCACCAUCCUGCAGGCUUUGAGGACCGCUCUGAAGCACCGGGCCCCGGGAGCCAGGCCUCCAGGGCCACAGACUUAAGACUUCUUGGGGGCCCCAGGAUUUGAGGGCCACACUCUGACCCCUCCAGGGGCUGAGGGCUUAACCACCUGCGGUGGGCACAGCCACAACCCUCAGGGGGCUGGAGUUCCCAGGUUCUCCCAGGCUCAGGCCACCUCUACGGCUGGUCUCACCACCCAGAGGGGGCUGUGUCCCACCCAGAUUUCUCCGUCACCUUCAUAGCUGCUUUGAGAGGAGCUGAAAACAAACUCCUCACCAGGUCAGCAUGUAGAACAGCUGGUUCAACCAAACAUUCACAUGUAGUCCUUUCCACGCCUGAACAGAAUGGAUUUGAGGUGCAAGCUGGAGGUGCCAGACCAGGAGUAGGGACAGGCGGGGCAGGGGAUGGCCUGAAAGGUGGCUCCAGGUAUCAGGAAUCACAGUAUGUCCUGACAGGCCCCUCUUACUGCCUCUGCUCCUGCUUUUCCUCUGCCGCCUCCUCUUCUUAUGCUAUUUUAAAGCAACUUUAGUGAGAUAUAACCCACAAGCCAUAUAGUUUAUCCAUCUAAAGUGUGCAAUUCAGUGGCUUUUAGUAUACAUUCAGAGCUGUGAAACCAUCACCACAAUCAAUUUGAGAACAUUUUCAUUAACCGAAAAGAAACCCCUCCCCCCUUAAUUGUCAACCUCAAACCAUCUCCACCCCAGCCCUAGGCAACCACUAAUCUUCUUUCUGUUUCUUUAGAUUUACUUAUUUUAGACAUUUCAUAUAAAUGGAAUCGUACAAUAUGUGGCCUUUUGUGUCUUCCUUCACUUAGCAUAACACUUUCGAGAUUCAUCCAUGGUAUAACAGGUAUCAGUACUACAUCCCUUUUAUAGCUGCAUAAUACUCCCUUGUGUAGAUAUAUCGCAAUUUAUCUAUUCAUGGGUUGAUGGACAUUUGGAUUGUUUCUGCUUUUUUGGUUAUUAUGAAUAAUGCUGCUAUGAACAUCCAUGUACAGCUUUUUGUGUGGGCAGUGUUUUAAUUCUCUUGCAUAUAUAUCUAGGAGUGAAAUUGCUGGGUCAUAUGGUAAUUCUUCACUUAAUCUUUUGAGGAACUACCAGACUGUUUUCCAAAGUAGCUGCACCAUUUUACAUUCCUGGCAGCAUUGUAUGAGGGUUCCACUUUCUCCAAGUCUUUGCCAACUCUUGUUAUUGUCUGUCUUUUUUAUUAUAAUGAUCCUAGUGGGUGUGAAGUGGUUUCUUAUAUGCGUUUCCAUAAUGUCAAUGUUAAGAAUAUUUUCGCACAUUUAUUGGCCUUUUGUAUAUCUUCUUUAGAGAAAUAUCUAUUCGGAUCUUUUCCCCAUUUUAAUUGGAUUAUUUGUCUUUUUGUUGAAUUAAAAAAGUUCUUUAUGUGUUCUCUGAUUUGAUGUAUGAUUUGCAAGGUUUUUUUCCUAGUCUGUGGGUUGGCUUUUCGAUUUCUUUAUGAUAUCCUCUGAAGCAUGGAAGUUUUUGAUUUUGGUAAUUCCCAGUUUAUGUAUAUUUUGCUGCUUGUGCUUUUGGUGUUAUAUUUAAGCCAUUGCCUAAUCCAAGAUCAUGAAGAUUUACACCUAUGCUUUCUUCUAGUGGUUUUAUACUUUUACCUCUUACAUUUAGGUUUUUGAUCUGUUUUGAGUUUUACAUUUGUAUAUCUGUGAAGUAGAGGUUCAACUUCAUUCUUUUGCAUGUGAAUAUCCCAUUCUUCCAGCCAUUUGUUGAAAAGGCUGUUCUUUUCCCAUUGAAUUGUCUUGACAACCUCACUGAAGAUCCGUUAGCUGUAAAUGUGAGUAUUUAUUUCUGGACUCUGAUUCUACUUCAUUGAUUUAUUUGUCUAUCCUUAUGCUGAUAUCACACUGUCUUGAUUACAGUAGCUUUGUAGUAUGUUUUGAAAUCAGUAAGUGUGAGUCCUCCAACUUUGUUCUUCCUUUUCAAGAUUGUAUUGGCUAUUCAGGGUCCCUUGAAUUUCCAUAUGAAUACUAGGAUUAGCUUGUCAAUUUGUGCAAAGAAGAUAGCUGGAAUUUUAAUGGAGAUUGAAUUGAAUCUGUAGAUGAAUUUGGGGGGUAUUGCCACCUUAACAAUUUUAAGUUUCCCAAUUCAUGAACACGUGAUGUCUUUACAUUUAUUUAGGUCUUCUUUAAUUUCUUCCUACAAUGUUUUAUAGUUUUCAAUGAGCAAGUCUUACACUUGUUUAUUCCUAAGUAUUUUGUUCUCUUUAAUGCUAUUAUCAAUUGAGUUCUUUUCUUAAUUUUAUUUUUGAAUUGCUCAUGUCUAUUAUAAAGAAAUAAAAUUAAUGUUUGUAUAUUGAUCUUGCAUUCUAUAAUCUUGCUGAACUUGCUUAAUAGCUCUAAUAGUUUUCUCUUUUUUUUUGACUCCUUAAGAUUCUCUACUUAUAAGAUCAUGUCACUUGCAAAUAGAGAUUGUUUACUUCUUUAUUUCUGCUCCGAAUGCCAUUUAUUUCUUUUUCUUUUCCUGACUAGAACAGUAUAAUAUUGAAUAGAAGUGGCAAGAGCAGACGUCCUUGUCUUGUACAUAAUACUGGAAGCAAAGCAUUUUUUCUUAGAUACCCUUUAGUAGGUUGAGGAAAUUCCAUUCCAUUCCUAGUUCCUUUAGUGUUUUUUAUCAUGAAAGGUGUUGAAUUUUGUCAAAUGCUUUUUCUGUGUCUAUUGAGACAAUUAUGUGAUUUUUUUCCACUUUAUUCUUUAAUGUGCUAUAUGGCAGUAGUGGAUUUUUUGGAUGUUAAGCCAACCUUGCAUUACUGGGAUAAAUCCCACUUGGUCAUGAUAUAUAAUCCAGUUAUGUAUUGCUGUUACAUUCACUUAUAAUCUCCUACACUCAAAGGGGGACACACACACACACACAAUUCUGGCUGCCCUGGCCCCAGGUAGGUGUCACGGUGACAGAUCAUGGCCCUCAUUUGAUGACCUCUCCUCUGCCUCUCAUGUAUUUGGCUUUAUUUUGACUCUACAGUUUUUCCAUUUCAUAACAAACUCUUAUUUUUCAGUGAUGUUGAUAGUGGUAUACUGGCUUCAAUAGGAAAAAACACUCUGAUUUCUCCUUUACUUCUCACACAGAAUACCUCUGACAUUUCUAGUCACCAAAUGAGUGGGGCUUUCUUCCACAUCAAGCCAUUCUCUGCAACACCAUCUGGGAGUCUUACAAUUCACCUCAAUUCUGACACCAUCUACCUGGAUUUAGCAUCAGAUCCCACAGGUUAAGGGAUCAGCCCCAUGAGACUACCUCUCUUUCACGUGUCAAUUGCAAGUCCCAGGUUGUUAUCUAUAUUUCUGACUAAUCAGCUAUAAGUCAGGGUUCCCAUGAUCCCUUUCUUGGAUUCAAUAAUUAACCAGAAUUGCUCACAGGAUAGAAGGAAACACAUUUACCAGUUUAUUGGAUACAGAUGAACAGCCUGAAGAAGUACAUAGGGUGAGGUCUUGUCCCCAAGUGCAAGAGAUUCUGUCUCUGUGGAACUGGGCGGUGGGGGUCAGGGGUGUGUGUGUGUGUGCAAGGUCCCACGUUGCAAGGGAAAGAUGACACUUUUACAGAGAGGAAAAGGAAGCUGGGAGGGCUCUAGUUAACAGAGUCCAUGGCUUUUCAUUGUCUAAGUCCUUGCCAAGAAAGAAGAGUCUUUCUUCUUCCUACUGGGUUCUGCUAUUGUUAUAGAGCAUGAGAGCUCCCCCCCGGCCUCCUGACUCUAUCUGAGGGUUCUGUUUAUUAAUUUUUUACACUGUAAAUCACCUCACACAAGCCCAAAUCCUACAAUAACCCCCUCCCACCUCCCACUUACUGAGACACUCCAUGGUUCCCCACAGUAUACAGUCUCCUUGCAACAAGGACCAAUAAACUCAAAUUUGUUCAACUACAGUGAUGUUCCAGGGAGUCUUUGGCUGGUGGGCAUUAGCAAAAGUUAAGCAACUUGCUAAGAUAACUAAACUCAGAAGUGGCAAAGCCAGAGCUGGAACUGGAGGCUUUAAAAUCAAUGCCAGGCUUCUAACAGCCAUGCCACCAUGCAUCUUUGGGCACUUUGGAGCUUGCCCUACUCUAUUGGGAAGAAUUAACUUGACCUAAAGAGGGGUCUGGCCCCUGGAAUGGUCUGCCUGAUGGGACAGUCUUUGUUUGCCUGGAGGCUUUGGCUGCUGGACAGCCUGACAGUGUGAUUUUUGAUGAGGCCUCUGGAACAGGCUGUUAUCAGUUCCAACCUCCAGAGGAACUGGGACUAGAGCUAUUAGCCUGACCUCCUGGAGGGCUUGGAGACUAAAGGUCAGCCAUGUGGGCAGUAAGUGGUAGAGUCCCUGUAAACAUUCUGGACAUCAAAGGCUCAAGCCCCCUGGCUGGUGGUGCUCUGAGAGUAUUGUCACACACUGUGGCCAGGAGGAGGUAAUUCUGUUUGUGACUCCAUGGAGAGGGGACAGUUGAAAAUUCCAUUUAGCCCCUCCCAGACUCUGCCCUGUGGUCUCUUUCUUUGGCUGGUUUCAAUUUGUAUCCUUUCACUAUAAAAAAAACAAAAACAAAAACAAAAA
Messenger RNA from Hippopotamus amphibius kiboko, 7212 nucleotides. RefSeq names its product phospholipase A2 group IVD (gene PLA2G4D). NCBI's taxonomy places the organism in Eukaryota, Metazoa, Chordata, Mammalia, Artiodactyla, Hippopotamidae. Gene Ontology annotation, cellular component: cytosol. Gene Ontology annotation, molecular function: calcium-dependent phospholipid binding; calcium ion binding. The coding region runs from base 437 to 2722 and encodes 761 amino acids. The record is from RefSeq and is a predicted model, not a curated record. Gene Ontology annotation, biological process: glycerophospholipid catabolic process. The transcript is spliced from 21 exons.